Lactuca virosa is the source of this 1548-nucleotide messenger RNA. Lineage: Eukaryota; Viridiplantae; Streptophyta; Magnoliopsida; Asterales; Asteraceae. The record is from the annotation of a GenBank genome assembly.
AUGUGUUGCUGUUACUGCUUGCGUGGCUCCAUCAGACCAACUCCCUCCAACUACCUGCCACCGUUCACCGCCCCUCCCUUUGAGUUCACAUCUGCAGAAAACAAACGAGCACGGCAGUGGAACUGCCAUUGCAUGCCGCCACCACUCGCUGUCACUGGUGUCCCUCCAAAUCUUGAUGCCGAUGUUUCUACGUCAUUUGAAGGAAAAUUGGAUAAAUCAAAGUUAGGCUCAAAAUCAGUUAUUGUUUUCACCUCGAAUCUUCCUUCUGGUUCUUAUCAAGCUAAUACAGUGUCUAUGUGUGUUAAGAAAUUCAAUCCAGAUGAUUUGAAUCUCAUUAGGAAACAGUUUGUUUUACAGAUGGGGUUUCUAGAUCUGUUCUCUGCUGCAUCUAUCCCUAUUCUUAAAGUUCUUAUAAUUACUGCACUUGGCUCAUUUCUUGCCUUGGAUUCUAUCGAUAUCUUGGGAGAAAGUACAAGGAAGCAAGUCAAUAACAUUGUAUUCUUUGUGUUCAGUCCAGCACUAGUGGGAAGCAAUCUUGCUAAAACAAUCACUCUCCAAAGCAUCAUUUCCAUGUGGUUUAUGCCUAUUAAUAUUCUUAUUACAUACUUAAUCGGGUCAGCACUUGGAUGGGUGCUUUUGAUCAUCACUAGACCACCUCAAAAUCUAAAAGGUCUCAUCCUAGGUGCCUGUGCAGCAGGAAACCUAGGAAGCUUGCCUUUGAUUAUAGUUCCAGCUGUAUGCAAAGAAAAAGGAAGUCCUUUUGGUGACCCUAAUGUUUGUCGAGAGUAUGCCAUGGCUUAUGCUUCACUAUCUAUGGCUAUUGGAGCAAUAUUUUUAUGGACUUAUGUGUAUAACCUAGUACGGGUAUUCUCGAGUGAUUACCAAGAUUCUGGUAACAAUGGUGUCAAAGAAACGGUAAACAUGCAAGAGGGUUUGAGUGAAAGCUUGCUCCCAUCAUCUUCAUCUAUUAUUCACAUGAAGGGAAAAGCUAAGGUGAUGUUAGACACAAUGAAGCAACAUUUGGUGAACUUUUUACGUGGGAUUGACUUGAAGGUGGUGUUGGCACCUUCAACCAUUGGAGCGAUUGUGGGAUUCAUCGUUGGAACAAUCACACCAAUGCGAAAGUUACUAAUUGGCACAACAGCUCCUCUUCGGGUGAUACAAGAUUCUGCAUCCUUAGUAGGAGAUGCUGGGAUCCCGACUAUGACAUUAAUUAUGGGUGGUAACCUCUUAAAAGGUCUCAAAGGAUCUGGGGUGUCAUUACCAAUUGUGUUUGGAAUCGUAGCAGUUCGGUUAGUUUUGUUACCACUUUUUGGUAUUUCAAUUGUGAAAGGAGCACUUUACUUGGGUUUAGUGCAUGCAGAUCCUCUUUAUCUUUUCGUUCUUCUACUACAGUUUGCGCUUCCACCUGCAAUAAACAUUGGUACAAUAACACAGUUAUUUGGAGCUGGUGAGAAUGAAUGUUCUGUGAUUAUGUUGUGGGCGUAUGGUUUGGCAUCGAUAUCACUUACCCUUUGGUCAAUGUUCUUCAUGUGGCUAGUUGCUUGA